ACAUCUGUCAUCACUACUUCCACAAUCCGAAAUCAAUUAUUUAUAUUUGUUUUAAUUUCUUAAAUAUAAAAAAUUUCAAUUUUAUAUUAAUUAAAAUAUUAUUGUAUCAAAAAAUGUGGCAUUGAAAUUUCUUCCGGGGAAUGCAGAUUGUCUCCAAACAAGACUUAAACUUUAAUUUCCAAAGAUCAAAAUCUGACAAACAAACAAAAGACAACAUUCCAGUACAUAUUGAUGACAUUUCUCGUUAACGUCAAAAAGAAUUUACGACCCAAACCGACAAAUCAGCUUUAUCUUCGAAAGUCUUUUGUUUUUAUUUUUGUUGAAAACAAAAAUGAGUAGCUCAAAUUAUGAUGCACUCCGUAAACAAGCCCGUCACCUAGAGAAUGAAAUCGAUUUGAAGCUCGUUGCAUUCAGUAAAAUUGGGGCAGGCUCCUCUAGUUCGGGUGGUCAUAGUUCAGCAGAUACAUCACCGCUUCUUGGCGAACAUGUCUUCGAUUCACUUUCGGAAGAAAUUGCUCAAAUGCUCGAUAAGCUUUCAUCACUCAAUGAGAACAUGUCAGAAUUGCCGACUUCUGGGGCAGCUGCCAUUCACACCCUCCAACGACAUCGAGAAAUUCUGCAAGGCUACCGACAAGAGUUCAAUAAAAUAUGUGCCAAUCACACCACACGCAUGGAACGCGAGGAGCUGUUACGCGGCUCUGGGCUAUCAACAAACCUUAACAGUCCUUCUAGUUCUGGAUUGAGCAGGAGAGAUAUGUACUUGAAAGAAAGUAGUCACAUCAACAGUUCCAACUCUUUGAUAAACGAUCAGAUCAGCAUCGCAAUGGAGACAAAGGAACACCUUCUCUCACAGAGGCAGUCGUUCAAACGUCUACAGACUAGAUUCAAUGAUAUAUCAAAUCGAUUUCCUUUGAUUUCCAGCUUGGUGCAGCGGAUAAAUAUAAAGAAACGUCGUGACUCGAUGAUAUUGGGACUCGUCAUUGGAGUCUGCACUAUUCUCUUGCUACUUUAUGCUUUCAACUGAAAGGAAAGCGCAAAGGAACUCUGUAUGUGGAAAUGAAUUUGGAUGGUGAAGCGGACUAAGAGGCAAAAACCUCUUUUAUUUAAACAAAAAAAAGAAAAAAAUUAAAGUAAAAAAUAUUUUAUUCCAAAAGAAAAAUUAAUUUAAAUUAAGUCGAUGUAAUUUGUGAUAAAGUCAAGUAAAGCUAACGAUAUAUUUUAUCUAAAUUUAUUGGAUUGAA
Molecule: messenger RNA, 1241 nt
Organism: Eupeodes corollae
Lineage: Eukaryota; Metazoa; Arthropoda; Insecta; Diptera; Syrphidae
Gene: Gos28
Product: Golgi SNAP receptor complex member 1
Exons: 5
Coding region: 332-1024 (230 amino acids)
Biological process (GO): endoplasmic reticulum to Golgi vesicle-mediated transport; vesicle fusion
Cellular component (GO): Golgi medial cisterna; SNARE complex; cis-Golgi network
Molecular function (GO): SNAP receptor activity
Source: RefSeq, a predicted model, not a curated record